AUGGGUAAUGAGGGUGCGAGUGCUCUCAAGAGCAAACCACGGCAGUAUCCGCCUGCGGUGCGCGCGUUCGUUCGCAAGUUUAACAGCCAGCUGGUGGAACUCGGCUGGGUGUACGAGAACCUGAGCAGCCGCUGGGCCAGCUCAGUGCUGCCAGUGUGCAAGCCCGGCGAGAACGCCGAUGCCUACCGCCAAACCUGCGACUAUCGAGAGGACUACAUUCACUACGCGUGGGUGCUGGGAGACCGCCUCCGCUACACACGGCGUGAGCUCCGUGAACGGGGCCUUUGUGGCGGUCAUCAAGACAUCGUGGGCGAGGCGAGGACGGCGACGUGCACCAAGAGCGGCACCGCACCAACGCUGCUCAACGUCGUGGACUGGUACGACGAGCUCAAGACCGGCAACGACACCCAUGACAUCCGCGACGGCAUGCACAAGGCCAUCAACGCCGCACUGCUCAUACCAGACGACCCCAUCACGCUGUCGGCCGGCUCGGCCGUGCCCGCGGACUACGAUCUGUGA
Messenger RNA from Phytophthora sojae, 519 nucleotides. RefSeq lists its product as hypothetical. The transcript has 6 exons. NCBI's taxonomy places the organism in Eukaryota, Oomycota, Peronosporomycetes, Peronosporales, Peronosporaceae. Bases 1 to 519 code for a protein of 172 amino acids. The record is from RefSeq and is a predicted model, not a curated record.